AGUUAUCGUCCCGGUUUCAAGGCCGCACCGUCUUCUUCCCCUCCGUCCCGCCACGAUUUCUUAGGUUUUUAUUUUUGUUUGCACGGUUUCGCCGAACUGGAAUCCUCUCAUUUCUCUAUCCAUAUUGGUUUCUCUAAAGUAAACAAAUAGCCAACAUUAUUGAGUUUGAUUACUCCCAAGUGCAAAGAUGUCGGUCACAGCGGGAGUGAGCGAGGCUGCACUUGCUACAAGGGCAAAACUACGAGGCGGGAUUGGACAGACUAAAGUGAAAAGAUAUUGGCCUGGAAAAGCUCCCGAGUGGGCUGAGGAAGCCGAAGAAGAUGAGGAUGUUAGGAUGCAUAAGGUUGAUGUUUUGGAUAAAGCUUUUCCAAAGCAUGAUGAUGAUUUGGGGGUUGCUAGGAAGGAUGAUCCAAGGCUGCGCCGUCUAGCUAAGACAAGAAUUGAAAACCGUGAAGAAGUUAGAGCCGAUCAUCGGCGAGUUAGACAGGCUGAGAUUAUAUCUACAGAAGAAGAAGAAAUGAGGGAUCAGGAGACUAGAGACGAGGAAGAAGAUGAGGAUGCUCUGGAAGAAAGAAGAAGAAGAAUUAGAGAAAAAAAUCUUAAAAGAGCGCAAGAGGAGGCUGCUCUACUUCCUGUAGAAGAAGAAGAGCUAGAAGAUGAAGAUGAGGAGGAGGAGGAGUCCGAGUACGAGACUGAUUCAGAAGAUGAGAUGCCUGGUAUUACCAUGAUCAAGCCUGUUUUUGUACCAAAAGCUGAGAGAGAUACGGUGGCAGAGCGUGAGCGGCUUGAGGCUGAAGAACUAGCUCUUGAGGAAUUAGCAAAGAGAAAACUGGAGAUGAGAAAAAUAGAGACGAAGCAAAUAGUGGUUGAGGAAGUUAGGAAAGACGAAGAGAUACGGAAGAACAUGCUACUGGAAGAAGCAAAUAUUGGAGAUGUGGAAACUGAUGAUGAGCUCAAUGAAGCGGAGGAGUACGAAGUUUGGAAGACAAGAGAGAUCGCUAGGAUCAAGAGAGAAAGAGACGCAAAGGAAGCUAUGUUGAGAGAGAGGGAAGAAAUAGAGAAGUUGAGGAACAUGACGGAGCAAGAGAGGAGAGACUGGGAGAGGAAGAAUCCGAAAUCUUCAUCAGGUCAACCGAAAAAGAAAUGGAAUUUCAUGCAAAAAUACUACCACAAGGGUGCGUUCUUCCAGGCUGAUCCUGAUGACGAGGCAGGAUCUGUUGGAACCGAUGGUAUAUUCCAGAGGGACUUCUCUGCCCCAACUGGAGAAGAUAGGUUGGACAAAUCGAUUCUGCCGAAAGUCAUGCAAGUCAAGCACUUUGGUCGUAGUGGAAGAACUAAAUGGACUCACCUUGUCAAUGAGGAUACAACAGAUUGGAGUAACCCGUGGACUUCCAAUGAUCCUCUACGCGAAAAAUACAACAAGAAAAUGGCAGGCAUGAAUGCUCCUAUUGCAAAACCAAAGGGGAGCAAGAAGAUGAAAGAUUGGGAGACCUAAACCGCCAGUCCCGGCUCUGAAUCGCCAGUCCCGGUCUUACACCAGUUUUUUUUUUUUUCCUAAAUGAUGGUCAUCCUAGAAACUGUGUUAUGAUUUUAAUGUUUCUGAUACCACUUAUACAGUAGUUGUAAUUUUCUUUUUUAUAAUGAAGAUUUAUAUUUAAGGUCAA
Eutrema salsugineum is the source of this 1664-nucleotide messenger RNA. RefSeq names its product microfibrillar-associated protein 1A. The transcript is spliced from 3 exons. Gene Ontology annotation, cellular component: U2-type spliceosomal complex. The record is from RefSeq and is a predicted model, not a curated record. Bases 188 to 1495 code for a protein of 435 amino acids. Gene Ontology annotation, molecular function: RNA binding. Gene Ontology annotation, biological process: mRNA splicing, via spliceosome. Lineage: Eukaryota; Viridiplantae; Streptophyta; Magnoliopsida; Brassicales; Brassicaceae.